This is a messenger RNA of Syzygium oleosum, 1306 nucleotides long. RefSeq names its product G-type lectin S-receptor-like serine/threonine-protein kinase At1g61480. Bases 51 to 1217 code for a protein of 388 amino acids. Gene Ontology annotation, molecular function: ATP binding; protein serine/threonine kinase activity. The transcript has 6 exons. The record is from RefSeq and is a predicted model, not a curated record. NCBI's taxonomy places the organism in Eukaryota, Viridiplantae, Streptophyta, Magnoliopsida, Myrtales, Myrtaceae. Gene Ontology annotation, biological process: protein phosphorylation.
GAUCGCCACAGAAAGCAGUUAUCAUCAGCCUGAGUACUGUUGCCGGGAUCAUGUUGUUUGCAGUAUUUGUGUUUGGUCUUUGCAAAUGGAGAGCUAAGAAAAGAGGAAACUUCAGAAAAUUUUCAAGGCUCCUUGACUCGGUCGAUAAACCUGAAAAGCCGGGCAAACUGCUACAAGGAAAUGCAUGGAAAGAGCAGCUGAAGCAAGAUGAUGCACUGGAAUUGACCCUUUUCAGCUUUAAUAACAUACUACUUGCUACCGACAAGUUCAGCACGACAAGUAAACUCGGGCAAGGAGGGUUUGGCUCUGUUUAUAAGGCAAAGAUGGAUGAUGGGAAAGAGGUAGCUGUGAAAAGACUUUCGAGUAGCUCUGCCCAAGGUGUUCAAGAGUUCAAGAAUGAGAUCGUCCUAAUAUCAAAACUCCAACAUCGAGAUCUUGUUAAGCUCAUGGGUUGCUGCACUGAAGGAGAUGAAAAGAUUUUGGUAUACGAGUACUUGCCGAACAAAAGCUUGGACACCUUUCUUUUUGAUUCAAGAAAGAAGGCAGAACUCGACUGGGGCAAACGAUUCCAAAUUAUUGAGGGAAUUGCAAGGGGGCUUCUCUACCUCCAUCGAGAUUCUUGCCUUAGGGUCAUACACCGUGACUUAAAAGUGAGCAAUAUUCUCUUGGAUGAAAAGAUGAACCCGAAAAUUUCGGAUUUUGGGCUAGCACAGAUGUUCGAGGGCACUCAAGUUUUGGUGAACACUCACAAAAUUGUUGGAACACUUGGCUAUAUGUCUCCUGAAUAUGCCAUGGGCGGGAUAUUUUCCGAGAGGUCCGAUGUCUAUAGCUUUGGAGUGUUGCUCCUAGAGAUCAUUAGUGGCAGAAAGAAUACGGCCCUGUAUGACCAGGGAUAUCUCAAUCUCCUUUCCUACGCAUGGCAAUUAUGGAGUGAAGGCAAAGCAUUGGACCUAAAGGAUGAAGCAAUUGAUGUUAGCUUUCCAUUGGAGGUAACAAGAUGCAUCCACGUCGGGCUGCUCUGUGUUCAGGACCAUGACAUGAAUAGACCAAACAUGACGAAUGUGGUUAUGAUGCUAAGCGGUGAAUCAGAUCUUCCUCAGCCGAGACAGCCUAUAUUCACUUUCCAAACUGAAAUGCCAAAUCGUACUAUUCCAUCGCAGCAAGAAAGCAUCUGGUCCGUUAACACUGUCACUAAUACAAUGGUCAAAGGAAGAUGACGGCUAUCUUUCUUCAUGUUUAUUUUCCUUUGUUGGCAGAUGAUUAAGUUGUUAUUUUCCAAGGCAUUAGUGUUUAUUCGAUUCAAGAA